GGGCACGGAGGGAGCGCAGGAGCACAGGGCUGGAUGCGGCUGAGAGCCCUCUGGCAGCCCAAGGAAGAUCUCCGCUGGCUGUGAGUGCUGCAGGCGACCGAGCGGCACCUUCCCCCGAAAUGAUGGAAAACACAGUGUUUAUGUCAUUUACGUUCUACAGCACGAUCUUGAUUUUAAAAAUGUAUGUCGUUGCCAUCAUUACGGGACAAGUGAGACUCAGAAAGAAGGCAUUUGCAAACCCGGAGGACGCGCUGCGCAAUGGGGGGCUGCAGUACUAUCGCGACGACCCCGACGUGGAGCGGUGCCGCAGGGCCCACCGCAACGACAUGGAGAACAUCUUUCCCUUCCUCUUCCUCGGAGCCAUCUACUCCCUGCUGGAUCCCAGCCCCGCAGUGGCCAGGAUCCACUUCUUCAUCUUCUGCGUGGGGCGCAUCGUCCAUACCAUCGCCUACCUCCUGCGGCUGAAGGCGCCCACGCGCUCCGUGGCCUAUGGCGUGGCACAGCUGCCCUGCUUCUCCAUGGCUCUGCAGAUCCUCCUGGCCACCACCCCGUACUGGUAACACCCAACGAGACUGAUCAUCCAAACCCCCUCGUCCUGCGCUCUGCUGGUUUCCCUGGCUGGACCGGGUGGUGUGUGUGCGAGUGUGAGUGUGCACAUGUGUGUUUGUGUGUGUGUGCAUGCGGUAUGUUGCCACGGAGGCCGCCUGCGCCGCAGGG
This is a messenger RNA of Aptenodytes forsteri (emperor penguin), 717 nucleotides long. It is a transcript of the gene PTGES, whose product is annotated as prostaglandin E synthase. The record is from RefSeq and is a predicted model, not a curated record. Gene Ontology annotation, cellular component: membrane. The transcript has 4 exons. Bases 120 to 560 code for a protein of 146 amino acids. Gene Ontology annotation, biological process: prostaglandin biosynthetic process. NCBI's taxonomy places the organism in Eukaryota, Metazoa, Chordata, Aves, Sphenisciformes, Spheniscidae. Gene Ontology annotation, molecular function: prostaglandin-E synthase activity.